UUCUCUUCACUUAUUAUUAUCCUCAACUCAAAAGAGAAGUGAAACGUCAAAAGAAGAAAUGGCGUUAGAGCAGGCAGUUACAUCAACCACCUUCAGGAACCUCCUCACCUUCCCCCAAAGCCCUAAUUCCAUACUCAAAUCCAAAUUCCAAUUUUCCACAACACUCCCAUGCAAACAAAUCCAUAGAAAUUUCAAAUUGAAGUUCAAUUGCUCCAAUUCCAUCACCAAUGGAACAUACCCUAAACCCUCUGAGAUUCCAUGGAAUAAAGACCUCUGCAACUCCGUCAAUCUCAUCGGUUUCGUUGCUAACGCCGUCGAAAUCAAACACCUUCCGUCUGGUAAAGCUGUUGCUUGGACCCGUCUCUCCGUUAAGAAAAACGCUACGCAAAUUUCGUGGAUUCACUUGACAUUUUGGGAUGAACUUGCUCAUGUUGCUUUUCAGCAUGUUCAGAAAGGUCACCAAAUUCAUGUUUCUGGUCGCCUUGUUACUGACACGGUUGAAGCUGGUGAAGGCAAACAACAAACUUACUACAAGGUGGUUGCUCAGCAGCUGAAUUUCAUUGAUAGGAGUGACUCGCCGGUGACCUCACAUGAUCAAGACUUUGAUUUCAUAAUGUCUGACAGUGGUAAUGGUAAAAAGUCAAGUUUUGCUGCAAGUGGUAAUACUGGUUCUGUAGUGGAGUUAUGGCAAACUUUCUUUGCUAACCCAGGGGAGUGGUGGGACAAUAGGAACAACAAGAGGAACCCCAAAGCUCCUGAUUUUAAGCACAAAGAUACUGGAGAAGCUCUGUGGAUCGAAGGUAGAGCUAAUCCACCAUGGGUCAAAUCCCAACUUGAAAUAUUAGAUAUGAGGAUGGGGUCUCAUACUGGUCAAAACGGUAGGAUGGCUGUAGAUAUGGUCAGCACGGACGAAAUCUUGUCUUUCUAAAAGCUAUGCCAAACCUUGCCCAACAUGUUUGUGCAGUUUACAUUUUGCCUGAAAAUUUUGGUUCUACAUAUGUGGACAUUGUUUAUUAGUCUCUAGUGAUGUAUUAGUGUUUAGUAAGUCUAGUCCAUUAUUUGGAAUUUGAUUUUUGUCUAUGUAACGAUAUUAAAUUUUUAAUUUUAAUGUGGAAAGUGUACCAAGAAUGAUCCUCUUCAUUGUAUUAUUUGUGAAGUCUUUGUACUGUAUAACCUAUAAGAUUUUAAGAUAUAUAUCUGAGAAGAAUUGGUGAAA
Messenger RNA from Cicer arietinum (chickpea), 1216 nucleotides. Its product is annotated as protein OSB1, mitochondrial-like. Lineage: Eukaryota; Viridiplantae; Streptophyta; Magnoliopsida; Fabales; Fabaceae. Gene Ontology annotation, molecular function: single-stranded DNA binding. Gene Ontology annotation, biological process: mitochondrial DNA replication; positive regulation of helicase activity. The record is from RefSeq and is a predicted model, not a curated record. Gene Ontology annotation, cellular component: mitochondrial nucleoid.